Molecule: messenger RNA, 2667 nt
Organism: Echinococcus granulosus
Lineage: Eukaryota; Metazoa; Platyhelminthes; Cestoda; Cyclophyllidea; Taeniidae
Product: Putative Polycomb group protein ASXL2
Exons: 6
Coding region: 1-2667 (888 amino acids)
Source: RefSeq, a predicted model, not a curated record
AUGUACGCUACCUCUAAACUGAUAAUCCCUGCGAAAACAGCGCAGGAUUCUCCAUAUGUACCAAAAAUCCGCAUUUUUCUACGACCAUCAUCAUCUUUGGACAAAAGCAGUGACAUGGGAAGUUCGCUGGCACCAGACAGUCUCAUAGCAGAUAUCUCCCAGGAAAAUCACAACGAAGAUAACGCUGUCGAAGACGGUGAUAAAACAAAAGACAUUAAUUUCCCAUCGACUGUAUCUCAGAACCAAACCGACAAGGUGUCGAAACCUUUGCAGGACCAGGUUCGUGGUGGUCGAAAGCGUAAACUUGUUGGAAGUUUAGACAAUAUCGAUUUUGAAAGAAGAGAUUCUCUGCUCACCAAAAAAAUUAUAAACAUGGAUACAUUUGAGGCGUUGCCCAUGGACUCCAGGCGACACUUGUUAAGUCUCCUUCCCAUCUACGACCAGACACCCCCACCAGAUGCAACAGCGUCGGCGACAGACGCUGAUUACUGGAUCCACCCCACUGCUCUGAACAACGAAUUUCUCUCCAAAGCCCUGCAGGAUUACUCCAUCCGUCAAAUGAACGGAGAGUUCUCACCCCGGUUAAACUCUCGCACGGGUCUUCGAAAGUCCGUCGGAAAUCGACAACGCUAUUCAAGUCCUGCUGUUUCUCCCAUUUCGAUUCCCCACUCAUCAACACCCCUACUUCAGUCAUCUGCUAAUACCACCAAAGAAGAGCCCAUUUCAACACCAUUGGUCGUGACUAGCAGUCCUCUGAAGACAAAUGGUGUUGAAUCACCGACCUCGCGGUUUCGGAAUAAGUCCUCUGCCCUACAAACCGUCCUUUCAAAAGAGCUCACGGAACCGAAAAUUGAGAAUGGUAUAGAUAAGGAAGGCCCUCAAGAGGCUAUUAAUGCAAAGCUAGAAAAAGAACAGCACGUGAUUCCACAGUCAGUCUUCUCCCACUUCGUCUCUCCCUCUUCCACUGCCAUCGCAGCAACCUCUUCUUCCUCAUCAUCAUCCUCUACUCUCUCGCCUUCACCAUCGCCACACUGCCCCUCCUCUUCGAGUCCUUCCAGUGGCCUCUCACCGACUGCUUUGGGCAGCGUCACUAACGCCACCAACUCCAUGCUUCCUCUGCAAUCUCUGGCUUUGGACGAACUGGAGCGGCAGACUAUGCGACCAUCCCCUGUCCUCUCAGAGGUUUCUAUUCAGCGUCGACCCAAUAUGCCCAAGCUUGAGUCUACUCUCUUGUUACAAAACGGUGUUAAACCACCAAUCGAUCUUUCGUUGAGUUCUCCCAGGCGUUCUACGAUUGGCGUAUCCAGUCGUAGGCCCUCACAGACUGGCGCCGACCUUCCCUCAAGCAGUAGGCCACCACUUGUGGUCGAUAGCACCACACCCAUCUCCGCACCCAACCCCACCACCAUGCCUCCGCCACGAGAGACCAAGACCUUAGCCAGCGUGAGGGAGAAGUUGCGCGCUAAGCGCCUGAUGAUGAGUCAACAGCAUCCUUGUCAAUCUUUGCCCCUUAAAGUGCCCUGUCAGCAGCGGUCCGCCCCACCUCUUGCGCCCGCUUCUUUGUCUGAAUCUGCUCCAGCGCCUCCUCCUGCCACUGGUAGUCUCACUCCUAAUCCCGGAACCAGCUUUUCCGGUGACUUCUAUAGUUGCCCAACUGCCAGACAGGAGCCUCUUCCACCAAUUUCCGCGCCUGUGAUACAACCCCCGGCGGUUUUAAUUCAACCGACAGGAAACAGUGUAUCCGCUCCUGCCACACCGCAACACGGCAGUGCAGGUGGUGGUAUAGCUGGACCUCUUCCCGCCAUCCUCGCUAACUUUAAACAGGCUCGUGUUGUUGUAACUCCAUCACGAUCUGGCUCAUCGGUGAGCAGCAACGAGGGUGGAACCGAUGUGGCUGAUCCAGAUCACCAGUUGCCUGAUGUGCAUCCUCAGCCGCAGGCAAUUCCACAGAAGCAGCAGCAACAGCAACAGGCGAUCCAUCAGAAGCAACCUGUACCUCAACAGCCACAACAGUUGGUUGCUGUUCCAGCGAGUGCUUGUAGUGUUGGCGGAGGGACUACGACCACAAGGGCGUUCUUUGUCGACGGUAACAACUUAACUGAGACACUAGCUCUCCUCCAGUCCAUUAACCCACGCGCAACCGUUACACAACAGCAGUUCCUUCUGAUUCCCAGCACUGACAAGUCACACGCAAUUUUGUGUCGAACUCCCAUCGCUAUCCAACCAAAACAGUCACCUCCGCAGCCACAGGUUAUUCGAAGACAUUCUGGUUCCGCCUGCGCUACAGCUGCCUGUCCACCCGUUUCGGCUCCCGCGACGCCCACAGUCCUACCUCUCAUCCUGCCCGCGAACCGGUCACAGGAGCAUCAGCAACAACAAGUACCCGCGAUUCCACCCGGUCUUUACCGUGAAAUCCUCCCAAAUAAUAAUGCCACUGCCAGUGUGUGUAACAUUCAGAGAGUACACCAGCCAACUCCUAUCCAGCCUCAACAGCAGCCAACACAACUGAGGCCCGCACAAACCUACUACAGUUUACUGGCGCCCAGUACAAUUACUGCAUCAGGAGUGAACACCAAUCACAACAAUGUCAGUAGCACUAACCACAACAUCAGCACCACCAACAGCAAUAACAAUCCGCCGACAUCUUUCUUACCCCCACCCAGCUGA